Lithohypha guttulata is the source of this 900-nucleotide messenger RNA. RefSeq lists its product as uncharacterized. The coding region runs from base 1 to 900 and encodes 299 amino acids. The record is from RefSeq and is a predicted model, not a curated record. The transcript has a single exon. NCBI's taxonomy places the organism in Eukaryota, Fungi, Ascomycota, Eurotiomycetes, Chaetothyriales, Trichomeriaceae.
AUGUUAGCCGCUGGAGUUGUCUUUUCUCUGCUCGCUGUCGCUCAGCUUGCAGCAACUCAACUUCCACCACCGCAAGAAGCGCCCCGUCGAGCCCUUAGCGAUCUCAUUACCGCCAACCAUAUCCUUCACCAUAGAUCGAUUAUCGACUCGUUUGGCCAUGUCUCUAUUCGUCAUCCCAAUGACAGCAGCGUGUAUAUCAUGGCAGCAUCGGCCGGCAACACCGUUUCUCGUGCCGCCGACCUGUAUUAUUACCGCGUCAACGAUUCUCAACCACUGCCGUUCCCAAAUGGUACCAUGCCUGGGAGUGUCAGUGCGAGAAGCGAACGUUUCAUCCACGGCGAGAUCAUGCGUAGAUACUCUGAGACUAAUGCUGUAGUGCACAGCCACGCUCUACCAAUGCUUACCUAUGCUACUGGCCUCAUCUCACUCGUGCCAGUCUACCACAUGGCAGCCUUCAUGGGUCUCAACGUCCCACUAUGGGACAUCACACCUCUCUACAAUAGCACCGAACGACAGGAUAUGCUUGUCAACAAUGCUCGAUUCGGUUCCGCUUUAGCCGCAGCAUUCUCGAAUUCCACCUCAACAUCAGACAAUCCUUCUACCUUACCGACCUACCCACUCGUGCUUCAACGUUAUCACGGCUUCUCGACUGCCGCAACAAGCUUGAGUAACGUCGUCUAUCAAUCAAUAUAUGCGACGGAUAACGCUGUGGUGCAAACAGCUCAGCUGGAAGCGAGAAGAGCAGUAGGUGGAGAAGCGCUCGGCAGCAUAGAAGCGCUGAGUUUGAACGAGGUGCAGGUUAGUACUGGGCUGGGAGCGGACGAUUAUGCGUUUCGUGCAUGGGAGGGAUUCGCGUGGGAGGUUCAGCAUCUGUCGGACUAUGUUAAUGAGCUGCGAUAG